Drosophila ananassae is the source of this 1056-nucleotide messenger RNA. Its product is annotated as trypsin-1. The coding region runs from base 55 to 981 and encodes 308 amino acids. Gene Ontology annotation, molecular function: serine-type endopeptidase activity. The record is from RefSeq and is a predicted model, not a curated record. The transcript has 3 exons. Lineage: Eukaryota; Metazoa; Arthropoda; Insecta; Diptera; Drosophilidae. Gene Ontology annotation, biological process: proteolysis.
ACAUUUAUUUCAAUUUCAAAUAGUCAAUUUCAAAUUCAACAAACUGGAAAUAAAAUGCAGGCUGAUAACUUCUUGUUAAGUAUAUUAUUAUUUUUAUAUACUGUUGCCAAGGCUGAUCGCGGUACUGUCAGUGACCUGAGCGACGACACCUUUGAGCUUUUGAUCUCCGGAGGACAUAAGCCGGAUAGUAAUAGAUACUCCCGGCACGUGGUCUCCAUUAGGACCCUCAAUUAUGUCGAGGUCCGGGGAGACAAUCACUUUUGCAGUGGAACUCUGAUCAGCAGUCGGACCGUUCUGACUGCAGCCCAUUGUUUGACGGACCGUUACAAGGCCUCCAUGAAUCCGCGAGGCCUGCGGGUUAUUUUCGGACACAUCGACCGCUUGGCGGCCCACUAUGAUGGGAACAGCCGUCGCGUGGAUCAGAUUAUGGUGCAUCCGAGAUAUGAGCGAUACAAAACCCAUGAUGUGGCUAUACUCCGGUUAACGGAAAGGAUUCCCAGUAACAACCAUGACGUGGCGCCAAUCAUAUUGCGCAAGGAAGCGAAUCUUACCGAAUCUAUCCAAUGUAUCACCAUGGGCUGGGGUCAAAUUUAUCAGCACGGCCCGUAUUCGGAUGAACUGAUCUACAUGGAUGUGGAAAUUAGUAACCCUUCCCGGUGCGUCGAACAUAUUCCAGACUUCGAUGAGAAUGAGAGUGUGUGCGUGAAGCCGAGUAGCGAGGGCGAGUACUGUGCCGGCGAUAUGGGCGGGCCACUGAUUUGCCGGGGUGCUCUGGCAGGAAUCAUCGGUGGAAGCCUCGGCUGUGCCGGCGGGCAGGCCAUAAAGUUUGUCAGCUUUCUAAAAUAUAGAAAAUGGAUAGAGGAUAAUGUGCGUGCAAUGACCGGCUCUAAAAGAUCUGUUUUUGUGUAUAUCCCAGCUUACUAUUGGAUAUUAUCAAGUAUUCUGCAUUGGCUUUGGAAAAAUCUGUGGCUUGAGCUUUGAAUUAUUCUUCUUUUCUAGUCGUUAUGGUAAUAUCCAUGAUUUAAAAAUAAAUAUUCGAGUUCAUAGCUACUUUGA